Bombyx mandarina (wild silkworm) is the source of this 1740-nucleotide messenger RNA. It is a transcript of the gene RIOK1, whose product is annotated as RIO kinase 1. Lineage: Eukaryota; Metazoa; Arthropoda; Insecta; Lepidoptera; Bombycidae. The record is from RefSeq and is a predicted model, not a curated record. Gene Ontology annotation, molecular function: protein serine/threonine kinase activity; ATP binding.
CGAGGAAGUAAGCAAAGAAAGUUGUCCCUAAAAUAAUCCACAUGGGCAAUAAUAUCUAAGGAGAUUUUUAAGAGAUUCUGUUAAUUUCUGUUCGAUUUGAGCUAAAACAAUCAUAUCCUUUUAAUAAAAAUAAAAUGUCAGACGGUCAAUUUAGUGAUUACGAAGAGGAUAUUUCUUUAAAGGUUAAGUGCGUAAGGUUUACAGAUGUACCUGAGAUCAAGAACAUAAGUAGUGAUGAUGAUGAUGAUGAUGAUGAUGAUGAUGAGGAUGAUAAUAAUGAACUGGAUUCAGAUCAAUAUUUCCUUGACUCGGAUGACCCUACACAAGGUACAAAGAAAAAAGAUAACUUCAACAGCCAAGCUCCAACAACAAAGCUCACUUCCUAUCAACCCACAGAAAAACUCUUUAAAAGAUACAUAAACAAAAUAAAUGUAGACAAAUAUGAACCCAUGUCAAACAACACUGAGAAGUUUAUCGAUCAGAAUGAUAGAAAAAAAGAUAAUGAGCGAAUUAGGAUUAAAGACAAACAUGAUAGAGCCACAGCUGAACAGGUCAUGGACCCGAGAACUAAAAUGAUCCUAUUCAAACUACUAAAUAGAGGCAUUAUCAAUGAAAUUAAUGGCUGCAUAUCUACAGGCAAAGAAGCUAACGUGUAUCACGCUACCUCAAAAGACGGACGGGACUUUGCCAUUAAGAUAUUCAAAACAUCAAUAUUAGUGUUCAAAGAUCGAGACAAAUAUGUAUCGGGCGAAUAUCGAUUCCGAAAUGGCUAUUGUAGAUCCAAUCCACGUAAAAUGGUUCGCACCUGGGCUGAGAAGGAGAUGAGAAAUUUAGUCAGGUUGUACAAUGCACAACUUAAUGUGCCCGAGCCUAUAAUCUUAAGAAGUCAUGUGUUGGUUAUGACCUUCAUGGGUGAGGGAGGAUGGCCGUCGCCUAAAUUAAAAGAUGUCGAAAUAUCACAGUCAACAGCCAGGUCAUUAUAUAGAGACUGCAUAACAAUGAUGUGGAAAAUGUAUAAUAUAUGUAAAUUGGUACAUGCUGAUCUAUCUGAGUACAACUUGCUGUACCACAAAGGGAAUGCCGUAGUUAUUGACGUAUCACAGUCUGUUGAACAUGAUCAUCCACAUGCCUUUGAGUUUUUAAGGAAGGAUUGUACGAACAUAUCAGAUUUCUUCAGGAAACGUGGUGUGGCAACAUUGACUGUUAAAGAGUUGUUUGAUUUCAUAACGGACUCAUCAAUAAAUGUGAAUAAUUUAGAAGAAUGCCUUGAGAAGUUAUCAGAUAAAGCGGCUUCACGAAACUUUGAGGAUAUGACAGCACAAGAACAAGUUGAAGAAGAGGCAUUUAAAAAUAUUUACAUUCCUAAAAGACUUACUGAGGUGAUAAACUAUGAACGUGAUAUAAGUAAAGCAAAAAAGGGUGACACAGAGGACUUAACAUACAAGAAAAUAGCAGGAUUUAAAGAAGACCUGUCAGGAACUGCCAACAGACCGGAGAUUUUAGAAGAAGAUGAUGUUAGUGGAAGUAGUGACAGCUCUGACGAUGAAGAUCGAGAUGAAGAAUCAGGUACAAAAUUCAAGAAUAGCGCACGUCCUCGAGACGAGUCACCAAACAGCAAGAAAUCAAGAAAGAAAGCCAUAAAGGAAGAAAAGGCGGAAAGGAGGAAAUCUAAAACGAAGAAACACGUAAAAAAGCGCAGGGACAAAGGAUUCGGCAGAAAAUAAAGUUGUUUUUGGGCUA